GCGGCCCGGGUAGCUCCGCCAGCUUCCCAGUGACGCAGACUCGGCCCACUUUCAAGCUUCCUCCACCUGCAUCUGGUGCUGCCUCAGCUCACAACCAGACUAACACAACACCACCUCCAACACAUCACAUCACCUCACCUCACUCGACUCCAGUCCCGCAUAGCUCUCAUCCCAUUAUCCCCUCACAAUGCUUCGCCAGACCAUCACCAAGAGCGGCCUUGCCGGCUCUGCCCCUCGCCGCGCCUUCUCGACCACUAUCCGCGCCAUGGCCAGUGGCGACACCGGUGCUCCGUCCAAGUACGGUGCCGCCAGCAGCGACGCCUUCCAGAAGCGCGAAAAGGCCAACGAGGACUACGCCAUCCGCCAGCGCGAGAAGGAGAAGCUCCUGGAGCUCAAAAAGAAGCUCGCCGAGCAGCAGGCCCACCUCAAGAAGCUGUCCGACCACAUUGACGAGAUCACCAAGGAGCAGGGCGGCGAGCACAACUAGAUGCCAUGGCAUGGCAAAAGGCGUGCAAAAAAAACGGAAAAACACAAAGUUGUGGCAGACGGCGCCCACGGCCGCGAAGAAAAGCCUGGUUACAGCGACGUGGUAGAUGUUGCUUAUCGGAGCUACCCUCUCUCCACUCACAAUCUCAUCCACGAAAAUCAACCUCACGAUGCCAUGUACUUCUAGGAAAUAACCACAUAUAGCAACUACUGGUCGGAUCAGAAGCAGCAAAGCAAACUAGUGAAUAUGCAGCAUGUGUGGAACAUGUCAAUUUCAAACAAGGUCAAUAGCAUGGAUUGAGGGCAAAUUAUCACGGCGGAAGACUUCCACUCUAUGCGACGUGCUGGCCAUCGGUGGCUGCCUGCUUGAGUAGAAGCAAACGUGAUAUCACGAGCACCGAAGCCGUGGGUCAAAAUUUCAACGUGUACAAAACGAAAGGCCACGGCCGGGUUUUGCCCGAGCCUUCCGU
This is a messenger RNA of Microdochium trichocladiopsis, 956 nucleotides long. RefSeq names its product mitochondrial ATPase inhibitor, IATP-domain-containing protein. The record is from RefSeq and is a predicted model, not a curated record. Gene Ontology annotation, cellular component: mitochondrion. Lineage: Eukaryota; Fungi; Ascomycota; Sordariomycetes; Xylariales; Microdochiaceae. Gene Ontology annotation, molecular function: ATPase inhibitor activity. The coding region runs from base 188 to 487 and encodes 99 amino acids. The transcript is spliced from 4 exons. Gene Ontology annotation, biological process: negative regulation of ATP-dependent activity.